Molecule: messenger RNA, 658 nt
Organism: Vigna radiata var. radiata (mung bean)
Lineage: Eukaryota; Viridiplantae; Streptophyta; Magnoliopsida; Fabales; Fabaceae
Product: E3 ubiquitin-protein ligase RHA1B
Exons: 1
Coding region: 79-594 (171 amino acids)
Biological process (GO): protein ubiquitination
Molecular function (GO): ubiquitin protein ligase activity
Source: RefSeq, a predicted model, not a curated record
CCAACUUUCUCUCUCCAAUUCCAACAAACUCAUCCACUUUCUUUCUCUAGACGAGGAGAGCGUAUCUCUCACGCGCCGAUGGGAUUUCCGGUAGGGUAUCCGGAAGUGCUGGUCCCCAAGCUCUUCCUCCACGCGCUCUCGCUCCUUGCGUGGCUCCGCUCGCUCGUCGCCGCGCUCUUCCACCUCCUCCGCCUCUCCGACCUCCUCGACACCGACGCUACCGCGAUCGCUUGGCCGCCGGAGUCCCCGCCGCCGCGCGCUCCGACUCUCUCCGCGCUCCUCAUCCGCGAGUUUCUCCCCGUGGCGGCGUUCCGUGACCUGGACGGCACCGGCGAGUCCCCUCCGUCCCCGACGGGGUGCGCGGUGUGCCUGAGCGAGUUCUGCGCGGAGGAGGAGAUCAGAUGCAUGGCGAACUGCAAACACAUGUUCCACCGCGCGUGCGUGGACCGUUGGAUCGAUCACGACCAGAAGACGUGUCCUCUCUGUAGGACACCAUUCGUGCCGGAGCACAAGGUGGAGGAGUAUAACCAGCGGCUAUGGGCCGCUUCUGGUGUUUCCCAGUUUUAUCAAGAUGAUUACACUCCUUCUCUCUGAUUUCUUCCCUUCUUUUUAUCUUUUUAUUUAUUUAUAUAUUUAUAAUCAAAUAUCUUUUUCCCCA